Molecule: messenger RNA, 957 nt
Organism: Periconia digitata
Lineage: Eukaryota; Fungi; Ascomycota; Dothideomycetes; Pleosporales; Periconiaceae
Source: the annotation of a GenBank genome assembly
CCUGACAUUUCGGACAUGCCUUUUUCUUGCAGGUUGGACAUUGGAGCAGAUAAGUCCAACUCUCAUCGCACUCUGGACAUGAAGCGCGUCCCUGUACUUUUGGCCACCAGCCGUCGUGGCGACAUGGUGAUGUUUCAGCCUCGCCAGCGCUCUCCUUCCGCGUAUAGUGAUAUGUAUACUGGUGUUGCUGUCUCCGGGUUUCGUUUCGUUCUCGUGCAGCUGCUUUCUGCUCCUCCUGCAUCUUCCUCUGAGCUUCUUUUAAAGCUUCAUCCCUCUCCUCCUGCUGCUUCCGUCUUGCUUCAGCCGCUGCACGCGCUUGUUUUGCCCGCUGUUCCUGCUGCUCUUUCCAAAUCUUUUCUGCACGCUGCCGUUCUCGCCUCUCUGCCUCCCAUCUCUCCUGAGUUUGUCGAGCUCGUAUCCUAUCCUGAAUUAUUCGAAUCUUCCCAUCAUCAGCCUGAUCCGCAGCCUCUCUUUCCGCCUUUGCCUUCUGGAAUACGCUUUCUUGCGUCUUCAGAUCCGCCUGGUUUGAUUCUAGUCGGCGCUCCUUCAUAUCCUUCUCGAUCCUUCUCGAUCCUUCUCUGCCGAUCUCUAUCCUUGCGUUCUUUCUCUUCCUCGGUUUCGACUGCUGUCUUGUAUAUGGGCGAUAGCAACCAUGCUCUCCAACUCGUCUUCCAGGCCUCUUCCGAAGCUUCAGCAGCUAUAAUACUACCCAAGUUUGCAAUUUCCUGCUCUAGCUUCCGAAUACGUCGUUGCAACUCGAAGACGGAAGAAUCGUGGGCAUUCUUUCUGGUGAACCAUCGCGAAUUACGUUCUUGCUUUGACUUUUGGAUGGCGGCGAUUUGCGCUGCAUCAGCUUGUGCGGCUGACUGUUGUGUCGAAGUAGGUGGCGGGCCGGGAGUUUGUUUGCUGGAAGAAGAGGGUCGUCCCCGUGUUAUGGAUGGGUAUAAGAUAUCGUAG